AUGUCGGCGGCGGCGACGAUGACGUGGCACGAGGACCUGUCCACUCUCGUGGGGGACACGGGCGUUCGCCUCCCCGGCGCCGGGGGGCACGCGCCUCCGGCGGCGAAUGUUGCGGCGGUGGGGGCCGGGUGGUACGGGGAGGAGGAAGAGGGGAGGGCGGAGGAGGAGGGGUGGGCGCAGCAGGCGAAGGGGUUCGCGGAGUCGACGGCGGAGAUGCUGCGGGAGCUGGGCCGGGGGCUGUGGGACGUCGCCGCGCAGAGCCUCGCCGGCGCCGAGGACAGCGAGCUCGCGCGGCGGCUCCGGAAGCGGGCGUCGGCCACGGGGAAGCGCCUCAGCUUCAUGAACGAGUACCUCCCCGAGGAGCGCGACCCGGUGAGGUGUUGGCUCAUCGUCGCCGCAGUCGCAUUCGUCACGCUCCUAGUUUUAGGUGUUGGGAGUGGCAAUGAAACUCCAGUAGAGCUUCCAAAGAAACUUAUCAUUGGUCCCCCAAGUGCUGAUAGAAUCAAACUUCCUGAUGGACGGCAUCUGGCUUAUGAAGAACAAGGAGUCUCAGCUAACAGAGCAAGAUUUUCACUGAUUGCUCCUCAUUCUUUUCUUUCAUCAAGGCUGGCAGGAAUCCCUGGAAUAAGUGCAUCUCUUCUGGAAGAAUUUGGAGUACGACUUGUGACCUAUGAUCUUCCUGGUUUUGGUGAAAGCGAUCCACACCUAGGCCGGAAUCUCAAUUCUUCUGCACUGGACAUGCUCUAUCUGGCUAAUGCUCUGAAUAUUCCGGAAAAGUUCUGGGUUGUGGGCUAUUCUGGAGGUGGCAUGCAUGCCUGGAGUGCUCUUCGUUACAUUCCUGAUCGAAUUGCUGGUGCAGCAAUGUUCGCACCUAUGGUAAAUCCAUAUGACUCCAAGAUGACCAAAGACGAGAGGCGUAAAACAUGGGAUACCUGGUCAACAAAACGGAAACUGAUGCAUAUUUUAGCUCGGAGGUUUCCAUCACUGCUACCGUUCUUUUAUCGCCAAACCUUCCUUUCUGGAAAGCAAGGACAGCCAGAUAGUUGGUUGUCAUUGUCAUUGGGGAAGAAGGACAAAACUUUACUGGAAGGUCCUGUGUUCAAUGCAUUCUGGGAAAGGAAUGUUGCAGAGUCUGUGCGCCAGGGAGAUGCGAGGCCAUUUGUAGAGGAAGCUGUGCUGCAAGUAUCUGACUGGGGUUUCAGCUUGUCUGACAUCCAAAUGCAGAAGAAAGAGGCUCGAGGCUUUUUUGAACUCAUCAAGUCUCUGUUCAAUCAGGCUGAAAGAGAGUGGGUGGGAUUUCUGGGCCCAAUACAUAUAUGGCAGGGGAUGGACGACCGAGUGGUCUCGCCGUCAGUGGCUGAAUUUGUGCGGCGGGUGGUUCCAGGAGCCACGGUCCACAAGCUUCUUGCUGAAGGCCACUUCUCAUACUUCUGCUUCUGCGACGAGUGCCACAGGCAGAUAUUCUCCACCCUCUUCGGCAUUCCCCAGGGCCCUAUCAACCCUGCGCUACAACCUAGCGAGGUGGUUUCAGAGCUCACCGAAGAAACAACAGUACCAGACAAUGACACAGAUCAGGAACAAGGAAAAUCAGGCCUGCCCUGA
This is a messenger RNA of Miscanthus lutarioriparius, 1602 nucleotides long. Lineage: Eukaryota; Viridiplantae; Streptophyta; Magnoliopsida; Poales; Poaceae. The record is from the annotation of a GenBank genome assembly.